CAGGCAGUUUCGAUUGUAGGAUCGCGUAAAGCGCGCGCCACCAUGCAGUCCAGCCGCAGAUUAUUAUUCGCGCAAAUAAAAAAUAUUAAAUGGCAAAGGCAUCUGUCACACAGUGCCGUAUUAAAUAAUGAUUAUGAAAUAAAAUCGCGUUUAGGUGAUAUAAGUAUACCUAACACUAGUUUCCUGGAACAACUGUGGCGGGACUCUUCGAAAUUUAAAAAUCUUGUGGCUCUGGAAAGCGCAGAGACUAAGAAAGCCUACACAUAUGAUCAGCUUAUGAAAAACAUGGCGGUCUUCGCCACUUCACUUCACAAGAAACUUGGUUUGAAGUUCGGUGAUGUAGUGGCAAUUAUGCUUCCGAAUUCUCCCGAGUUCGUCGUUGUGGCUUUUGGGAGUUUACAAGCUGGCUGUGUUGUCACAACUCUGAACCCUAUCUAUAAAGAACAUGAGGUAGAGCAUCAGUCAAAUAUUACUCAACCCAAGGUCUUCGUGACCACACCUUCACACUACGACACCGUUGUAAAAGGCCUAAAAAAUGCACAAAUCGAAGCUAAAAUAGUACUUUUAGAUAAUGCAAAUGAACAAAUACCAAAUGGGACGAUUAGAUAUAGUGAAAUUGCAGAAAAAGGUGAAGCUGAUUAUUCGCUGUUAGAUAAAAUUGAUAGAAAAGAUGAUGAUAUAGCAUUUAUACCAUUCUCCAGUGGUACGACAGGCUUACCCAAGGGAGUGGAAAUAACUUACAAGAACCUUAAAGCUAGUAUCGAAAUAAUGGGUAAUAAGGAUAAUUGCUAUGCGAAAAUGGUCGAAGGAAACGUCCAGGAUAUUGUGCCCUGCAUUUUGCCGUUUUUCCAUAUCUACGGCUUAGUGAUCACCUUGAUUGGCCAUUUGACCAAAGGAUGUAAGAUGAUCACGAUGUCCUCUUUCUCAGCUACCCUUUAUCUUAAUCUAUUGCAAACGGAAAAGGCAAGUCUGCUGUACGUUGUACCACCGAUAGCUAUUCUUCUGGGAAAACAUCCUGAUGUAAACCGAAAGCAUUUCAGAAAUGUUAGACACAUAGUAUGUGGUGCUGCGCCAUUAGCCGCGUCUGAUGUAGAAAAUAUAUUGGAAAAAGCUAAGACAAAAAUUGAGAUUAACCAAGGAUUCGGAGCAACGGAAACCUCUUCGUUGACAACCGCAACGUUGAUAGGUCAAGAGUCUUAUGACUAUGAUUCCUGCGGUGAGGUCUUGGCAGGUAUCACGGUGAAAUACGUGGACCCGAUAACCGGCGAACCUGUUCCUGUUGGGCAAAAAGGAGAAAUGUAUGUCAAAGGCCCCAUAGUAAUGAAAGGAUACCACAAAAAUGAAAAAGCUACAAAGGAGAGCUUAACAGAGGAUGGAUUCUUCAAGACUGGCGACUUGGGUUACUACAAGCCCGGUGUCGGUGCUUACAUCACUGAUAGAAUAAAAGAACUCAUAAAGGUGAAAGGCCUUCAAGUAGCACCAGCUGAACUAGAAAGCGUACUUCGAUCUCAUCCGGCAGUACAAGAAGCUGGCGUUAUAGGUGUACCUCAUGAAUUCUUCGGAGAAGUGCCUAAAGCUUUCGUUAUUAUAAAGAAAGAGUUCAAAGUAACCCCCGAUGAGCUUCAAGAGUAUGUAGCUAACAAAGUUGCCUCUUACAAAAAGAUAGAAGAAGUAGUGUUAGUUGAUAAUAUUCCUAAGAAUUUAACUGCGGCGUAUUGCUUGCUUACCUCUCAAACUGUACCUGAUUUCCGAUCACGACCACUCCAUCAGGAGUGUAAAGACUUAGAAGAAGCUUACUUAAUAGUACUCAGAUAAUCAUUUAUCUGAAUACUAUUAAGUAGGUAUGUUCUUCUUUUAUGAGAUCUCUUCUAGCCAAUUAAGGAGCUAAGCAAGUGACAGUUGCAUAAUUAUCUAUCUCUAUAAUUAUCAUGUUAUAAUCAAAAAGAAGGUCUAAUAGCGAAAUCAAUAUCCUAAUAAUGUAAGCUAGUCAAACAUCCAGGCUAACACAAUUAUAAAUAUUUUGUUUUUGUUAUAGUUUCUUAUCAUUUUUAGUACACAAUAAUUUGGUAUUAUAAUAAAAAGUAGUUUUAUACCUAUAACUUUUAGCAAUUUCAUUGUUUUUAUUUCAACUCAAUAUCUACCUAUGUAAUAUGAGACACUUUAUGUUGAUCUCUGAUUGUGCUCAGCAUUAUAUCAGCUUUAUUUUUAUAUCUAAGAAAAAUUAUAAAUAUGAUUUUAUAAAUUAUAAUUAUGUUUCUUUAAAACAAUUUUUUUUUAUUCAAUCUUCAUAUACAUCGCUGAAGGAAAAUUUGUAUAAAAAAUUAAAGUUACAUUUUAAGUAUCAUUCAAUAAAUUAUCUAAUUUAAGAUUAUUGUAAUAUUUGUUAAUGUAUGUAUACAAAUAAUUAAAUUUUUAUUGCAAAAUAUAAUUUCAACCAAAUGAGUCGCAUUUUGAGAUUUUUUUUUUAUUUAAUGAGAAAAUAAUUUAAAAAUACACUUUGUCUCUGGCGCUCUGAGAUGGGACUCGUUUCAUUCGG
Messenger RNA from Diatraea saccharalis (sugarcane borer), 2536 nucleotides. NCBI's taxonomy places the organism in Eukaryota, Metazoa, Arthropoda, Insecta, Lepidoptera, Crambidae. The record is from the annotation of a GenBank genome assembly.